UCUUUGAUUCUUGAUUCAUUCAUUCAUUUGAGACUACUUACUCUAUCUCUAGCUACUAGAUUACAAUUGUCCAAGAUGGUUCGUGGUACUUUUAUGAUGAACUUGGUAUUCAUAGCUUUGUAUGCUUUCAUGGCUAUUUCAAAUUCUCAAGCGGAAGGAACAAACACGAGUACUUCAGCGAUUCUCAUAACAGUUGACCAAUCGGGCAAAGGUGAUUACAAGAAAAUACAAGAAGCCAUUGAUUCAGUGGCGUCCAACAACGCAGAGCUCGUGUUUAUUAGGGUUAAGCCCGGAGUAUAUGAAGAAAAAGUUAUGGUUCCGGCGGACAAGCCGUUUAUAACAAUAAGUGGCACAAAGGCAGCUGACACGGUUAUAACAUGGAACGAUAGUGGGGACAUAUUCGAGUCUCCAACUUUCUCUGUCCUGGCCUCUGAUUUCAUAGGGCGUUACCUCACAAUUCAGAAUACAUAUGGAGCUGGUGUGAAAGCGGUGGCAUUACGGGUGUCUGGAGAUAGAGCAGCAUUCUAUGGGUGCAGAAUUUUGUCUCAUCAAGACACCCUCCUAGAUGAUACUGGGAGGCACUACUACAACAACUGUUACAUUGAAGGAGAUGUAGACUUCAUAUGUGGAAAUGCUGCUUCUUUCUUUGAGAAGUGCCAUUUGCAUUCUCUUUCGGUAGGAACCGGGGCCAUAACGGCCCAAAGGAGAAUGUCCCCGGCUGAGGACACCGGGUUCAUGUUCUUCGGGUGCAAGAUCACCGGUGUCAAAACAGCAGUGUUGGGAAGGCCUUGGGGUACAUAUUCAAGAGUGGUCUUUGUCUUCACUUACAUGACUAGCGCCAUACUGCCACAAGGUUGGGACGAUUGGGGAAACUCAGCCGACCAAUUAAGAACCGUAUACUAUGGGCAGUAUAAAUGUUCUGGACGGGGAGCAACUACAUCGAAACGAGUAGAAUGGGCACGCGACCUUACGAGCGAAGAAGUCGAACCCUUCUUGACUAAGGACAUGAUUGAUGCCAAUGCUUGGUUAAGGUCAGCACCAACCAGUUUCAAGAAGAAAGCACUCAGUGCCAAUGACACCAAAAAUUAAGAAUUAAGGAACAUAUACUUUGAUUGACUUUGUUCGUUCUUGUGUAGUUAUGUGUAUGAGGUACUAAUGAAUAAACAAUCUGUAGAGAGAUUAAUUUGGAACUCUCACAUUGUUCACGCUAAAGAGGGAUCAAUUUUAUAUAUGCACGAAUGCAGUUUG
Messenger RNA from Rosa chinensis, 1248 nucleotides. RefSeq names its product putative pectinesterase 11. The transcript has 3 exons. NCBI's taxonomy places the organism in Eukaryota, Viridiplantae, Streptophyta, Magnoliopsida, Rosales, Rosaceae. Gene Ontology annotation, biological process: cell wall modification. Gene Ontology annotation, molecular function: pectinesterase activity. The record is from RefSeq and is a predicted model, not a curated record. The coding region runs from base 76 to 1089 and encodes 337 amino acids.